AUGGCACCAAAGACAGCAGACGACCUUAAACCUACUCAUGUCGCUAGACUGUUCUCAAGCAGUACAUGGACAAGAAGCAUAGCCUUCCUAUUUUGCGUCUUAUCACUGGUAGCUCAGGUUCCUGUGACUACUGGCAAAGAAUCCCUAGAGCAUUCCCAGCAUCGCUACAAACGUAACGUUCUCCAGCUGUGUGAGCUAGUGGCUCUGUACACGGGACGAUGGUGCUACAGAUACAACCGCUACGGUUGUUAUUGUGGCCUGCGCACCUCCACUGUUGCACCUGUGGAUUCUGUGGAUAGUUGCUGUCGUAACCACGACAACUGCUACGCCAGCCUGGGCGAUGGGUGUGCGUUUUUCCCAUCGAUUGUAACCACCUACCAGAAAGAAUGUAGUGGAAACGUCUGUCGCUGUACAGAUUCACCAACCGUGAACAGUUGUGAAUACAGGACUUGUCAAUGUGAUGUGACAUUCGCACAAUGCCUGCAAAGCACCACAUACAACCGCAGCUUCUAUAAAUACAAAAGAUCCAGGUGCCAGAGUUAG
This is a messenger RNA of Candidula unifasciata, 543 nucleotides long. The record is from the annotation of a GenBank genome assembly. Lineage: Eukaryota; Metazoa; Mollusca; Gastropoda; Stylommatophora; Geomitridae.